CGGCUUGGUGGUGUUGCGAUCUUAUCUAGAGUCGCUGCAGCUGACAAACGAAUCAAAUCCUCACAAUGCCAAUGGUUAUAAAACCAUACGGACUGAUGGUCUUCCUCAAAAACAAAGUUUGACAGAUCGCCCCAAGGCAAAGUGUUCUGUGUUUGCUGAAAAUGAUGACCAACAUGUGGACACUAGGCAAGAUACAGCUAUGAUAAGAUGGAGUCCUCUCUACGGCCGCUACCUUGUGGCUGGACGGGACAUCGCUGCUGGCGAAGUUAUCCUUCAGGAGCAACCCUUGUUAAUAGUUCCCAAGGCUGGCUCAGAGCCUACGUGCCUAGCGUGCAUGAAGCCCUUGAAGCAUGACUGGUUUGGUUGCAAUAAGUGUAGUGGUCCUAUGUGCUCGCCUCACUGUGAUGGAAAUUGUCAUGGAACUGAGGAAUGUAAUCUGCUCCGACGCUUAAGCCUUAAAGAAGCGCCUCAAGUAGAAAUUCUUAUCAAGGAGCUGAGCAUUAUAUUAGGGCCGCUGAGAGCGCUACUUUUAAUUGAAAGAUCACCGGCUGUGAAAAAUAUAUUUCUGGCCUUCCAGAGCCACAAGGAUGAGCGAAAGAAAAUGCAGAUCGGCCGCUUCGUAGAACAUAUAGCGGCGGUGAUGCAUACCCACUUAGGUCUGGACCUGAAAUCUGAAGCUAUCCAUCACCUCUGUGGUGUGUUGGACACUAACGCUUUCGAAGUGACUUUAGACAACAUCCGUCGAGGACGUGCUAUCUUCGUGGCAGCAUCGAUGAUGAAUCACUCCUGUAUACCCAAUGCCCAGCGCUGGUACUCGGACGGAAAGAUGACAGUGCGUGCAGCCAUAGAUAUUCCUAAAGGUGCCCCAGUAUUGAUCAACUACACGCAGGCUCUGUGGGGCACUCGUGCACGUAAUGCCCAUCUGUCUGGCUGCAAAAUGUUCACCUGCCAGUGUAAACGUUGUUCAGACCCUACAGAAUUGGGCACUCACAUGAGUUCUGUCCCGUGUCGGGAAUGUUCCAGUAAUACAAUGCCUCCUAGUGACCCCAGAAGCCCCUGGAAGUGUCAAGUCUGCGGUACAAGCACAAGCGCGAGUGCCAUUGAGGCGAUGGUACGAGCUGCCGCAGUUGCCCUAAGCCGCAUGUCCCGUGAUGACGCUGAGGCCAUCACCUCUACUCUGUCACAUCUGAGCCGCAUGUUAGGCAACACCCACUAUGUUGUUGCUCAGGUUAAAUACGUCUUCGUCCAGACUAUCAUGAAGCUUCCCUUAAAAGGUGUGAGUUCAGCAGACCUGACUCGGGUCUUGGAGGUGACCACGGAACUGAUGAAACUGACAGCUUGGGUUGAACCAGGAGUCACGCGAUUCAGGGGGUUACUCUUAUACGAUCAAACAAGAGUCUUGGUCGAGCUACUAGAACGGAACAUGGCUGGUGAGGAAGAAGCCUCACACCUCACAGCUGCUUCCCAUCCCCAUACCGCCCAGGCUCUAUUAUCACAAGCGGCUGAGUGUGCCCACCUGCUGCAAUACGACCCCCUGCUCCUGGAUGUGAUGCAGCUCAUCCAAGAGCUGCGUCGUCUCCUGCACACACCAGAACAUAGAGCAGCUUCACCAACUAACUCCCAACACAACCUCACAGAAGAAUAG
Messenger RNA from Homarus americanus (American lobster), 1645 nucleotides. Its product is annotated as SET domain-containing protein SmydA-8-like. The transcript is spliced from 4 exons. Bases 200 to 1645 code for a protein of 481 amino acids. Lineage: Eukaryota; Metazoa; Arthropoda; Malacostraca; Decapoda; Nephropidae. Gene Ontology annotation, molecular function: protein binding. The record is from RefSeq and is a predicted model, not a curated record.